UACGAGGAAAUCUCAAUUCCACCGGCUCAAAAAGUUCCAAUGAGAUCAGAUGAGCAAUUCAUUGAUAUUUCCGAAUUAGAUCCGAUUGCUCGAGCUUCUUUUCCUGGCUAUAAAUCUUUGAAUAGAUUACAGAGUGCCGUAUUCCCAAUUGCAUAUAAAACAAAUGAGAAUAUGUUGGUUUGUGCUCCGACGGGUGCAGGUAAAACUGAUGUUGCAAUGUUGACGAUCCUCAGAGCCAUUUCUCAGUACAGUGGUCUUACUUUUACCAAGAAGCAUAAUUCAACUCAACCCAUAGGUAAAAUUCGUAAUGAUUUCAAAAUUAUUUACGUUGCUCCUAUGAAAGCCUUAGCAGCUGAAAUUGUGAGAAAGAUGGGAAAGAGACUAAGUUGGUUAGGUUUGGUAGUCAAAGAGUUGACAGGUGAUAUGCAACUCACCAAGGCUGAGAUCAAUGCUACACAUUUAAUUGUAACUACACCUGAGAAAUGGGAUGUAGUGACGAGGAAAGCAUCUGGCGAAGAUGAUCUUGUGUCUAAAGUUAGGGUAUUAAUCAUUGAUGAAGUCCAUCUCUUGCAUGAAGAUCGAGGUGCAGUGAUCGAGACUAUCGUUGCACGGACGCUACGACAAGUUGAAUCAUCACAAUCUUUGAUUCGAAUAGUUGGCCUGUCAGCUACUUUACCAAAUUAUAUCGAUGUAUCCGAUUUUCUGAGAGUCAAUCGAAUGCAAGGUUUGUUUUAUUUCGAUUCAAGCUUUCGUCCUGUUCCAUUAGAACAACAUUUUAUUGGAGUAAGAGGUAAACCGAACUCUAGUGUGUCUAGAACAAAUUUGGAUUUAGCUACGUUUGAAAAGGUUGUUUCGAAUCUAGUUAAAGAAGGUCACCAAGUGAUGGUCUUUGUACAUGCACGUAAAGAAACUGUCAAAACCUCUCAAAUGUUGAGAGACAAGUUUAUGGAAGAUAGUUUACUUGAAUAUUUGGAUCCAAGUGAACAUCCGAAAUAUGAUGCUUUCAAACGUGACUUGAAUGGUUCUAGGAAUAAAGAAAUGAAAGAACUUGUUAAGGAUGGACUUGGUAUCCAUCAUGCUGGAAUGUUACGGUCUGAUCGUACUAUCAGUGAACGUUUGUUCGAAAGUGGUGUCACCAAGGUGUUAUGUUGUACCGCGACACUUGCAUGGGGAGUCAACUUACCAGCCUACGCAGUAGUGAUCAAAGGUACCCAGAUAUAUGAUGCUUCAAAAGGUUCAUUUGUCGAUCUUGGAAUUCUAGAUGUGCUUCAAAUCUUUGGACGAGCUGGUCGACCACAGUAUGAGGACCACGGAGUUGGUUACAUCUGUACGACACAUGACCGGCUUGAUCAUUAUGUUGCUGCUAUCACUCAACAACAUCCAAUCGAAUCACAGUUUAUUAGCGGGAUUGUAGAUUCUUUGAAUGCAGAGAUCGCUUUAGGAACAGUAACAACGAUAGAUGAAGGAGUUCAAUGGAUAGGAUGGACUUAUCUAUUUGUAAGGAUGCGAAAGAAUCCCAUGGUUUAUGGUUUGACGAUUGAAGAUGUUCAAAACGAUCCAUUAUUGGGUAGUAAACGACAUUCAUUGAUUGUGAAUGCAGCUAAAACACUUCGUACAAUUGGUAUGAUUCGAUUUGAUGAAGAUUUGGGUAAAUUGAUACCUAAUCAAUUAGGCAUUAUCGCUUCGAGAUAUUAUAUUAAGCAUGCUAGUAUUGAAAUCUUUGUGAAGGCGUUUAGGGAAAAGAUGACUGAAGCUGACGUUUUAGCCAUGAUAAGUGAAAGUGUAGAAUUUGAUCAAAUCAAAGUAAGAGAAUCAGAAUCAGAUGAAUUAGAUAGAUUACAAAACGAAAUCCCAUGUCAAGUGAAAGGAGGACCGACAAUCACAUCAGGCAAAGUGAAUAUAUUACUUCAAGCUCAUGUGAGUAGAUGUUAUGUAGAUGAUUUUGCAUUAGUUUCAGAUAUGGCUUACGUGGCACAAAACGCAGCAAGGAUUUCAAGAGCUUUGGUGGAGAUUGCGGUUUCGAAACGGUUUGCUGAGACGUCUAGAGUUUUGAUUGAGAUUGGAAAGUGUAUUGAUAAAAGGAUGUGGCCAUUUGCUCAUCCACUAUUACAAGGAGGUCUAUCAGACAAAUUGAUCUAUGAUCUAGAUCAACGAGCUGGAGACGUAGAGAUUGAAGAUUUGGCACAGAUGUCAGCAGUGGAAAUUGGCAAGAUGUGUCAUCUGAAUGAAAAGCUGGGUGGUGUGAUACUCAAAGCAGCUCGACAGUUCCCCAGACUAUCAAUCGGAUACUCACUACAACCUCUAUCGAGUGGACUCUUAAGGAUCAAAACCGAUUUGAGUCACGAGUUUGAUUGGUCAAAUCAACUUCAUGGUCAAGCUGAACCAUUUUGGAUUUGGAUUGAAGAUGAUCAACAAAGAGAGAUCUUAAGGAUUCGACGUGUAUACCUUCGACCGAACAAACCUGAAUUUAGUCUCGAGAUGGUGAUCCCUAUCAACCCUACCACCAAGAUCUUACCUGAUGCUUUAGCAAUCCGAGUGAUGUCAGAUCGCUGGGUUGGAUCAGACACUUCUGCUGAAGUGGAUUUGAAGGGGAUCAUUUUACCUUCUGAACCACCGCCAUUCACCACUCUCUUGGACUUACCGCUUUUGUCGACCAAAUAUCUAGAGCUAGCAUAUUGCUCCCGAUUCUUACCUUCUCACUUGGACCCUGUUGAAACUCAAUGCUUUCAUGCGAUAAAUCACACACCAGCUGAUUUAUUGAUAUGUGCCUCUGACCUUGAAGUUGGUCGCCGGAUGUCGAUGGUUGCGACAGAUCGAGCAAUCAGAUUGGCAAUGACUCGAGAUGGACAUUAUCAGAUUUUGAUCUUCUCACCUAAUAGAUCAUUGGCUAGGCAACUGUUUCAUUACUUUUCUAAAGCAUUCGGAUCACGCGACGUCAAAGUGGAUUUGCUAGUGAAUAACAACGAUUUGAAUUCAAGAAAAGUUUCACAACCCCAGAAUCGAUGUCAAGUGAUGAUUAUGACUUCAGAGGUUGGUCAACAUGUGAUCAAAUCACUUUCAACCGAUCAAACGAUUCUUUCAAUCUUUCUGGGGCUUCAUUUACUGGAUGGUGUUUAUGAAAGAUUGAUUUCCAAAGUGAAAGGUUUUAAAUCAAGUCGAUCGAUUGGAUUUUCAAGUCCAUUAUCAGAUGUAAGAUCUAUUUCAGAUUGGCUUGGGAUUCCGAUAGAAACACAAGUUUAUAAUUUUGGACCACAUAUACGAGUUCAACCUAUGACGAUUGAAUUUGAACCGAUUGAAAGUACUCAUUCGAUUAGUGAAUUAAGAUCAUCAGUUAAAUCUAUCUCCAAAUUAAUCCGGAAUUUAAAUUCAAAAUCAUCUGUAUUAAUUUUUUUAGGAAUUUCACCUGCUUGUAAGAUGAUUGGAAGAUCAUUGAUUCAAAGUUUAAUUACACAAAGUGAUGGAAAUGAAAGAAGUCGAAAUGAAGGAUUAAAUGAAAAAGAUGAAGGAUUGAUCAAAAGUGUAUUUGGAGAUCAAGAGAUUAUAGAUUUAAUGUUACAUGGAUUAUUGAUUUUGAAUGAAGGAAUGAAACGAAAUGAAAUAGAGAUUGGAAUUGAAUUUUUUAGAAAUAAGAAAAUCAAAUUAAUGAUUUUAGGUAGAGAGAUGUGUUGGAGAUUAUCAAAUGAGAUGAUUAAAUCUAAUUUAGUGAUUGGAUUAGGUACAGAAUAUAUU
This is a messenger RNA of Melampsora larici-populina 98AG31, 3729 nucleotides long. RefSeq lists its product as uncharacterized. The record is from RefSeq and is a predicted model, not a curated record. Gene Ontology annotation, molecular function: ATP binding; nucleic acid binding. The transcript has 13 exons. NCBI's taxonomy places the organism in Eukaryota, Fungi, Basidiomycota, Pucciniomycetes, Pucciniales, Melampsoraceae. The annotation marks the transcript as partial.